UACCAAUCCACAGAGCAUUACUAUCAUCGGAGACAUCAUCAGCAUCGCAGCAAAAUGGUAUUUCAAAAAUUGUUUAAAAACUAUCGCAAUGAGCUCUUGGCUACUCUGACUGCAACCCAAUCGAUCUUCAUGGUGAUCAUGUGCAGUUCGUGGUCAUCACCUGCCCUUCCGAAACUAUUGUCAGCCGAUUCGCCAAUUCCGAUAACCGCCGAUCAGGGAUCAUGGAUCGUGGCCUGUCAGCCGGUUGGAGCCAUUUUUGGACCAGUCUUCUCCAGUUUAGCGAUGGAUCGUAUCGGUCGGAAGUGGACUUUGCUGAGUACGGCUAUUCCAGUACUGAUCGGUUGGGCUCUGAUAGCGGUGGGAAGUUCUGUUGGAUACUUGUACGUGGCGAGAUUUUUGUUCGGAUUCAGUUAUGGAGCUGCUUAUCCGGUGAUUCCUAUAUACUUGGGUGAGAUGGCUUCCGACGCGGUUCGAGGAGCAUACGGCACUAUGAUAACAGUGAUGGCUAAGAAGGCGAUCAUGGCAAUGUACACGAUUGGCCCAUUUCUGGAGUUUAGAGAUUUGGCAUGGGUUUCGAUGAUCAGCCCAGUAGUGUUUGUAUUAGGUUUCAUCUGGAUGCCCGAAACACCAUAUUAUUUGAUUGGAAAGAAACAGUACAAGCUAGCGAAGAAAAGUCUGAUCUGGCUUCGACGAUCCACUGAAGUUUCUGAUGAACUUGCGGCUAUAACAAGCUCCGUGGAAAGAUCCGAUUUAGAAAAGACAUCUUUCAGUGAAUUGUUCAACCCUAUCUAUCGAAACAAUAUGCGCGUUGUGAUUAUAUUGCUUUUCAAUAUGCAGUUCACCGGAAUUCUUGUAGUUCACAGUUAUGCGCAAAUUAUUUUUGAGAAGAUUUCCGCCAGUCUAACGGCAGAGGAAAUGUCCAUUGUGCUUGGAACAGUUCAACUGAUUGCCGUAGUGUUUCCAGUUUUUCUCGUUGAUCGAAUGGGUAGACGCCCUUUGCUGCUAGUUUCAGCGGCAGGAACCACCUUAGGACUCCUUGUUUGCACGAUAUACUUUGCUGUAACAGGAAGCGAUUAUCAUGGAAGUCUUGGAUGGAUUGCCUUCAUGUCCCUCUUGUUCUACAUAGUAUCGUAUGGAGUCGGUAUAGCUACUGUUCCGUUUGCCAUUUUGACGGAAAUAUUCCCCAAAAAUAUUCGAGCAUACGCGUGCUCAUCAUUAGCAGUAUUGAGCUCAGUCAGUUUCUUGGGGAUUGUCAAGUUAUUUCAGAUGGCCCUGGAUGACAUGGGCGCCUACCUUCCGUUUGCCGUGUUUACUCUGUGUGGAGCAAUCGGAUGGGUGCUUAUCUAUUUCUACAUACCGGAAACAAAGGGCAUGUCUUUGGAUGAAGUACAAAGGAUAGUUGCGGGAGCUUCCAUGAAAUUAUAAUGAUUCAUCACUAUGUCAACUAAAGAUAACACAGAUUGUAAAUUAUUUGUGAAAUAGAUUUAAAAAAAGAUAAAACUACAUGCUUUCGUUAACUUUAAUGAGUGAUUUAUAGAUCAGAAUGAAAGAGAUUAUAUUGUCUUUCAAAUGCUUGUUUUGUAUUGUGCCAAUACCAAAACAAGCAUUUGAGAUGCCGUCCACAAAUGACGUCAUGCUAUGCCAUAUCGAAAGGGCGACAGAUCGGAUCAAAUUGUGAAUUUUAGCGAUACUUAUAAAAAUGGGUGUUGCUCUUUUGAGAUUUGCACUUGGAUAAUAUGAAAUGGAAAGAUUGACGAACUAA
Aedes aegypti (yellow fever mosquito) is the source of this 1762-nucleotide messenger RNA. Its product is annotated as facilitated trehalose transporter Tret1. Gene Ontology annotation, cellular component: membrane. The record is from RefSeq and is a predicted model, not a curated record. Gene Ontology annotation, biological process: transmembrane transport. Bases 55 to 1425 code for a protein of 456 amino acids. The transcript has 2 exons. Gene Ontology annotation, molecular function: transmembrane transporter activity. NCBI's taxonomy places the organism in Eukaryota, Metazoa, Arthropoda, Insecta, Diptera, Culicidae.